AGCGCAUGUGGGAUAACGAAUCCACUGCGUUGAGCUCCAAUACGCAGUGCCAAAGACCCGCAGUCGCUCUCGAGCCAGAGCCGGUGUAGCACCGAUUUUUUUUCACUCCCUCAUCACCGAGUUUUUGUUUUGAGUGAAAGGGUCGUGGUUUCCAGCAACCAUGAAGGACCAGGAGACCACUGGUUGCCAGAAAAAGCCGACUAAAUUGAGAAAUUUAAUCUACAAGACUGAAGCGUUUGACUCCCUUCAUCCCAGGGGAACUGAGAAAACUCUCUGCUCUGGACAAGUAUGUCUUGGAAGUAUCAUGACACUUCCCUUCCACGGGACUGAGCCUCGAAAAAAAGAGGAAAUUCUUGUCCACGCGAAGGACUUUCUCGACCAAUAUUUUACAUCCAUUCGAAGAUUGAAUAGUGAUGCCCAUCACUUGCGAUGGGAGAGCGUCCAAAAAGAGGUCCUAACAACCGGCACCUAUCAACUGAGCGAAACGGAAUUAGUUUUCGGUGCGAAAUUAGCCUGGAGAAAUGCAGCCCGAUGCAUCGGUCGAAUUCAGUGGUCAAAACUGCAGGUUUUCGAUUGCCGAUACGUGACGACAACGAGCGGAAUGUUCGAAGCUAUAUGCAAUCACAUCAAGUACGGAACUAACAAGGGCAAUAUAAGGUCUGCCAUCACGAUUUUCCCACAACGAACUGAUGGCAAGCACGAUUACCGAGUCUGGAAUUCACAGUUGAUCGGUUACGCUGGGUAUAAAAAUAAAGAUGGCAGUGUUCUUGGUGAUCCCGCCAAUGCAGAAUUCACUGAUUUAUGCCUCAAACUCGGAUGGAGAGGCCCGCGCUCGGGCAUUCGGACUAGAUUCGAUGUUUUGCCGCUAGUUCUUUCGGCGAAUGGCCAUGAUCCCGAUUAUUUUGAUAUUCCUGCGGAACUUGUUCUCGAAGUUCCUUUAAAACAUCCCACAUACGAGUGGUUCGAAGAAAUGCAAUUGAAGUGGUUCGCCGUACCGGCAGUCUCUUCGAUGGUCUUCGACUGCGGAGGUCUGGAAUUCACAGCUACUCCCUUCAACGGAUGGUACAUGAGCACCGAAAUUGGGGCGCGCGAUCUCUGUGACGUCAAUCGUUACAAUCUUCUCGAGACAAUAGCCAUUAACAUGGGUCUGGACACACGAACGCCAAUCACUCUGUGGAAAGAUAAAGCCAUGAUAGAAGCGAAUGUUGCUGUUUUGUACAGCUUUCAGAUUAAGAACGUAACAAUAGUGGAUCAUCACACAGCAUCGGAAUCCUUCAUGAAGCAUUACGAGAAUGAGAUGAGACUGCGGAAGGGAUGCCCGGCGGAUUGGUUGUGGAUAGUCCCUCCGCUUUCGGGGUCGGCAACUCCUGUUUUCCAUCAGGAAAUGGCACUUUACCACCUGAAGCCUUCGUAUGACGCUCAGGACCCGGCGUGGAAGACUCAUGUGUGGAAAAAAGGGAGGGACAAGAAGUCGACGUCGAAAAAACCGAGGAGGAAGUUUCAUUUCAAACAGAUUGCUCGUGCUGUGAAAUUCACAUCGAAAUUGUUUGGCCGUGCGCUAUCUCGUCGCAUAAAGGCGACCGUUUUGUUUGCGACUGAGACAGGCACCUCCCAGAUGUAUGCCGAGAAACUUGGGGAACUUCUUGGUCAUGCCUUUCAUUCUCAAGUUCUCAGCAUGGCGGAGUAUGACAUCAGUAAUAUCGAGCACGAGGCACUCUUGCUCGUCAUUACUUCGACGUUUGGUAAUGGCGAUCCGCCGGAAAAUGGCGAGGCCUUCGCUCAGAAUCUCUAUGCCAUGAAGAUGAAUGAGACUUAUAUCAAUAGUGAAGCUAAAAUCAGUCUGGCCACGUCAAAAUCAUUUAUCAAAGCAAACAGUCAAACUGAAGUCGGAAGUGUGAAAAAAUUGGACAGAUUAGAUUCACUCCGAGGUUCGACAACAGAAUCUCAGAACGAAGACACAUUCGGGCCGUUGAGCAAUGUCAGAUUCGCUGUCUUUGCUCUCGGCUCCUCGGCCUAUCCCAACUUCUGCGCCUUCGGCCGUUAUGUGGACAAUCUCCUGGGUGAGCUCGGGGGCGAACGCCUGCUGAAAUUGUCCCAGGGGGAUGAAAUGUGCGGACAAGAGCAAGCCUUCAGAAAAUGGGCGGCCGAUACUUUUGCCGUUGCGUGCGAGACCUUCUGCCUCGAUGAUGAUGAGACGCUUCUCGAGGUGGCGCUGUCGCUCGGGUCCGAAGCGCUUUCGCGGUCCACUGUGAGGUUCGUUGAUGCCGAUCCUCAACCGAUUGCCAAAUCUCUUAGCAAAUGCCAUAAUCGGAAUGUCACGACCUGCAAUAUGCUGAGGAAGACUGAUCUGAGUGGGGGGAUAGUUGGGGGAACGACUCUUCUCCUCGAGCUCGACGACCUCGCCAGCAUGGAAAUUCCGUACAAACCUGGUGAUCACCUAGGCGUCUUCGCUUGUAACAAAACUGAACUGGUCGAGGGCAUUCUCGCGCGUAUCGAGGCCACCAUGGACUUCGACACUCCGAUGGAGCUUCAAACCCAGAAGCAGUCCCACACCCCGAACGGAAUCAUCAAGACAUGGGUUCCACACGAGAGAUUCUCUCCGAAUUCACUCAGAAUGUUGCUUACUCGCUUCCUGGACAUCACGACACCCCCAACGCCGAAUUUACUGAGAUACUUCUCGUCGAUAGCUACUAAUCAGAAGGAGAAGGCGCAGUUGAAUCUUCUUGCAACUGACUCAGCGGCCUAUGAAGACUGGAAGCACUGGAAAUACCCUAAUUUAUUGGAGGUACUCGUGGAAUUUCCGUCAGUGAAACCCUAUGCUCCACUAUUCGUCCUCCACUUGACGCCUCUUCAGCCCCGAUUCUACAGUAUUUCCUCAUCUCCGCUGGUGCAUCAGGGACAGAUUCAUCUGACUGUUGCUAUCGUCCAGUACAAAUCACAGGGGGGAAGUGGACCCGUGCAUUACGGUGUCUGCUCCAAUUACUUGAACGAGAUAACGGACGGAGAGCCACUCUACGUAUUCGUGCGCAGUGCUCCCAAUUUCUACAUGCCACCGAACCCCGAGCCCCCGAUGAUCCUCGUGGGUCCUGGUACAGGAAUCGCGCCCUUCCGGGGAUUCUGGCACCACCGGAAUGCUCAGAAGUUACUAAACAAACGUCAAGAAUUCGGGAAGAUCUGGCUGUUCUUCGGUUGCCGUCAGCGAACUCUCGAUCUCUACCGGCAGGAGAAGAGAGAGAUGAUGGAGACCGGAGUCUUGGAUAGAGUAUUUUUGGCAUUGUCUCGUGAGGCUGGAGUUAAGAAGACUUACGUGCAAGACAUUAUACAAGCGGAGGCCUCGCAAAUCUUCAAUAUGCUUGUGUAUGAACAAGGACACUUCUACGUAUGCGGUGAUUGCACGAUGGCCGAAGAUGUGUAUCAAACCUUGAAACUGAUUAUCCAAACGCAUGGACAAAUGAGUGAUAAAGAAGUUGAGGCUUACAUGCUGUCUCUAAGGGAUCAAAACAGAUACCACGAGGACAUAUUCGGGAUAACAUUCCGAACCGCCGAGGUUCACAACAGAUCCCGCGAGACAGCGAGAAUACGUUUAGCCACUGAGCCAACAUCAAGCUGAAUCACCGACGAAACAUAUCAAAAGCCCUUGGAUCAAUCGAUUUACUGAAUAUAUAAACUAACACGAUCAAAAUGUAAUGAAAAUUUAAUCAAAGGAUAACUCGACUCUUCUUGUAUUUGUGACUGUCAAUCUUCUGGAACUGCAUGCUCUAUUUUUGAUGACGACUCACUAUUAACCCGAGUCUGUAAUAUAUUCAACAACUUUCCAUAUCAAUCGCACAAAUUUUUCUGUAGUCAGUGGAUAAAUUAGAGGGGACAGAAUCUAAAAUAAUGGAGUGCAAGGGGGGAAUUUGUAGAGUGAAUGUGAUAAUUUAUUCCAGGAGUUGAUUUCCUUUUUUUAUGAGGAUUGAAGUGUAUUUGAGAUCUACUAAGUGGAUUAGGGGCGUCAGGUAAUCUUGGAAAAUUGUAAUUGAUGAGAAUAAAAACAUCAUGAGCA
This is a messenger RNA of Diachasma alloeum, 4045 nucleotides long. RefSeq names its product nitric oxide synthase, salivary gland (gene Nos). Gene Ontology annotation, molecular function: NADP binding; nitric-oxide synthase activity; heme binding. Gene Ontology annotation, biological process: nitric oxide biosynthetic process. The record is from RefSeq and is a predicted model, not a curated record. NCBI's taxonomy places the organism in Eukaryota, Metazoa, Arthropoda, Insecta, Hymenoptera, Braconidae. Bases 161 to 3610 code for a protein of 1149 amino acids. The transcript is spliced from 18 exons.